Molecule: messenger RNA, 9819 nt
Organism: Labrus bergylta (ballan wrasse)
Lineage: Eukaryota; Metazoa; Chordata; Actinopteri; Labriformes; Labridae
Source: RefSeq, a predicted model, not a curated record
AUGGACAAACACCAGUCGAUAAGGCCGGAGAGGGACUGUGUGGCUCGAUACAGUGCAAUAAAAGAUGGCGGCUCACGGCCAGUGUGGUGCAUUCGCUUCUCUCAGGAGCCAGCGGACCAGUCGGUGGUGCUGGGAGAACGGGUGGUGCUGUCCUGCGUGAUCUUCAACUACAGCGGCAUCGUACAGUGGACCAAGGACGGCCUGGCCCUCGGUAUCGGCGAGGGGCUCAGAGCCUGGCCCAGGUACCGAGUGCUGCGGGCCCUGGACAUCGGCCAGUACAACCUGGAGAUCUCCCACUCCGAGCUGUCUGAUGACUCCCUGUACGAGUGUCAGGCCACGGAGGCGGCGCUGCGCUCCAGGAGGGCCAAACUCAACGUGCUCAUUCCCCCUGAGGACCCGGUGGUCGAUGGGUCCCCGGAGCUCCUGCUGAUGGCUGGGACUCCGUUCAACCUGACCUGUGUGACCCGCGGGGCCAAGCCUGCGGCUCACAUCCAGUGGACCAAGGAUGGAGUCUUUAUAGAUGGGGCCUACCAGUCCACGGAGGUGCUUGCAGACAGGAAGAGGGUAACGACCAGGAGCUACCUUCCCAUCACGCCAGAAGACACUGACAGCGGCCGAAACUUCACCUGUGUGGCCAGCAACCCUGCGGUGCCGAUGGGAAAAAGAGCCACUGUUACCCUCAACGUCCACCACCCUCCGAUGGUGACCCUGUCCAUCGAGCCUCGGUCUGUCCUGGAGGGCGAGAGAGUCACCUUCACCUGCCAGGCGUCUGCCAACCCUCCCAUCAUGGGCUUCAGGUGGGCGAAAGGUGGCGUGCUGCUGGAGGGCGCCAGAGAGAGUGUGUUUGUCACCACGGCCGAUCACUCCUUCUUCACCGAGCCCGUCUCCUGUCAAGUGUUCAACGCCGUGGGAAGCACCAACGUCAGCAUCUUGGUGGACGUGCACUUUGGCCCGAUACUGGUUGUGGAGCCCAGACCGGUCACUGUGGACGUGGACUCUGACGUCACUUUGAACUGCAAGUGGUCCGGCAACCCCCCUCUCACCCUCACCUGGAAAAAGGGCUCCAACAUGGUGCUCAGCAACAACAACCAGCUCUAUCUGAAGUCAGUGAGCCAGUCGGAUGCAGGCCAGUAUGUCUGCAAGGCCAUCGUGCCCCGCAUCGGAGUGGGAGAGACGGAGGUUACACUCACUGUCAACGGCCCUCCAAUCAUCUCCAGUGAUCCAGUCCAGUACGCUGUCAGAGGGGAGAGAGGAGAGAUCAAGUGUUACAUCGCCAGCACCCCCCCACCUGAUAAGAUUGUUUGGGCGUGGAAGGAGAACGUGUGGGAGAAGGAGAAGGGCACCCUGAUGGAGAGGUACACGGUGGAGCAGAGUAAGCCUCCAUCCCAGGGCGGGGCCGUCCUCUCCACCCUCACCAUCAACAACGUCAUGGAGUCGGACUUCCACUCGCCUUACAACUGCACCGCCUGGAACUCGUUUGGACCCGGCACUAUGAUCAUCACCCUGGAGGAGACAGAUAUUGUUCCGGUGGGAAUUAUCGCCGGUGGUACGGUGGGCUCCUCAAUUCUGCUGCUUAUGUUCCUGCUGGCGGUCGCCUUCUUCCUCUACCGCCAACGCAAAGGCAGCCGACGGGGUGUCACCCUCGGUAAACCAGACAUCAAGGUGGAGACGGUCAACAAAGAGACCCACAGCCUGGAGGAGGAGGCGGCUGAUGUCUCCACGGCAACCCGGAUGGUCAAGGCCAUGUACUCCCCGUUCAAAGACGACAUGGACCUGAAGCAGGACAUCCGGAGCGAGGGGGACACCCGGGAGGAGUACGAGCUCAAGGAUCCAACCAAUGGCUACUACAACGUCCGAGCCACCACCCACGAGGAGGCGCGCCCCCAGUCCCGUGCCAUCCACUACCAGGGAGAGUUCCGCUCCCCUAACCCCAACAACCGACCAGACGGUGCCACCUCCAGUGGACCUCCGGCUGCCGCCGCCGGUGCUGUUCCCCCCAGCGGUGUGCCAGGCUCAAGAGCCGGCUGCUAUGACCCCCGCCCGCCUUCCAGGAUGUCCCACGCCACCUACGCCCAGUUCAACACCUUCACCAGGGUGGCGCAGAGCCAGCAAGCUCCUCCCAAUCCAGCGCUUCAGUCGCCUGGAGAUUACCCUGGAGACUGCGGCUUGCUGGACAGCAAUGCCCAGCUGGCGUAUGACAACUAUGGAUACCCCUCCCAGUACCCCAGCUACCGCAUGGGCUUUGCUCCUCCACCCAUAGAGGAAGGUCCGGCCUAUGAAAUGUAUCCAACAGGUCAAGGGACCGGGCCAGGACCUGGACCAGGGCCAGGGCCGGGUCCAGGGCCCGGACAACAAAGUCCUGAAGCAGGACUAGGGCAGUACGGAACCGCCACUCGUUUCUCUUACUCGUCUCCGCCCUCUGACUAUUCCCAAAGACACACACAGCGGAUGCAGACUCAUGUUUGAGCAACACAGACAGCAGUACUUAAAAAAAAAACCAUUAAACAAACCUUAAUAUGAAAACAAUUAAUCAUACUUUUUUUUGUUUCCAUCGCAUCAAGUGCAUGGGAUUCGGUUCAAUUUCUGAACCAACAAAAACACCUCAACAACGCACAGCAGUUAGCAGCAUCACCUACAAAACAGUUAGCAGCAAUACAUGCGACACAUGCAAAGUGACAUUCACACACACAACAGACCUUCUGCUGCGUGCAGCGUUUAUGCUCCAUGAAAAAGCAACAGCGAGAGCCACAAUCAUAAGAGACAAAAGGAGAAGAAGAGCACUUUGAGGACAGGAAGAGGAAGAAGAAGAAGAAGAGGGCCAGGAGCUGAAGAGGAGCCUUUUUUUCUUCUUACUCCUGGAUCAUCACCCUGCAUCACAUCUUCCUCCCAAACCCAUCUCUGUAAAUAAGUGCAAAUGGAGAUUAGGGUCAUUUUGGAUUUCCUUGUACAAACCUAAACAGUGUGAUGCAGUACAGUGACCUACAGCAAACCUUCCAGUAAUCCAACACGUUCUGACUCUUAACAUACUGCAAAAACACACACUCAUACACACAGAUCUUAAAAUACUUAUUUGUUUCUAUGUAUUGCAGCAACAGGGGCAGCUCAGACAAAAAAAAUAUCUGGCACUUUUUGAUCCUUUUCCCUCACUUAAACCUGCCCAAUUCUUACAAGAUCUACCUUGAAUGAAGUGGGACAGAGUUUCCUAAAGGGGUGUAAGUAAGUGACCAGAGUGCCAAUGCUUAUGUGCCAACACACAAACUAUUAAUGUGUGUCUUCUUUUUUGUAAAAUUGAACGAUGAGAUGCUGUGGACAAAGAGGUUUUGUACAUGCCACUGAGAGGAAAGAAAAGAAGCGGUAGCAAGCGUCUCUAUGAGCUCAUCGUCCACUUCAUCUCUCAUUUUGUAUCAUCAUGACGCAUUCCUAAACUUAACAUUUCACUCAAGGUCAUUGCUGUGUGUAUAUGGUUUUUGUGAAGCGAGGUGUUACGGGAGUGCUUUCUCAUUUAGCUAAAUUCUGCAAUUUGUACAAAAAGAUACCUCCCCUACCCUCAAGUGUCAUUUGUUUCUCUCACUUGCACAGUAGAAUAGAUUUUUUUUCCAUAUUUAUACGGAAAUGUAUGAAAAAAAAAUGGCAUUCAGAAACAUUUUAUAGUAUUUUUAUAAGGAGUUGUGGACCAAAGGUUCAGCAUUUUGGGUGAAACUCACUUUUUAAUGUGUACGUGGAGACGCGAUCGUUAACUGGAAACCUUUUGAGUUUCUCUAAAAAAAACGAUGGAUGGUGUUUUUCAAGUGGAUGAUGUGUAGACUUAAAAUUAGAACAUUUUGAAGAGUUUCUUUCCAAAAAUGAUAAAUAUCUACCAAUCAGUUUGAUGGAUAUCUCUUUUUGGCUUGAAACCCUUUCUUUGACUUCCGGUCUUCUGACUGGACUGCCUUUUACAAACGUCGACGACAUUCAAAAUGAUGGAUGGAGAUCAAGCAGCUGCUCACUUUGAGCCGUGCUGAGAACUUUGUAAGCAACGAGAAGAUCCAAGUGUUGUCUAACAUAUCAAAAUGAAGGUACAGAUGGUUCAAUCUAGCUCAUAUGGUACUUUGUACAUUUAUAUGUAAGUAUGCUGGUUUGUUCAGUGCAACAGAAAAAUUUGGUGGCAUUUCUCGUCGGAGAUUUUUCCUUUCAAUUGUGUCCGCUUUGGUACGUGUGAUUCGCCUGUAACAGCAUGGGUUCAUAAAUAUCAGCCUUUAAAGUGUUGCUUCUCUACUCUGAUUUCUAAUGAUGCAGCUUCUGUAAAAGCUCCCAUUUUAAUGAAUCUCCAUCACCCCAUUGUUAAGCCUGGGUUUUAGACGUUCCAUGGGACAGAGACGUUACAGACGUGGACUUGUGGUUGAAAUUGAAAAUGCUGUUGAUAUCAAAACCCAAACACUGUGUAGGAAUUUACCUCCAAGUUGAUUCACAUAGAAUUCUGAUUGAAAUUUUAAAUUGGGUAUUCGUCAAAAUUCAGGGUUGGGUUACAGACCGCCACUGUUUGAUAGCUUUUAAUUGUGGUUGUAUUGAAAAGUGGGUUGACAUUCAAACCCAACGUUGGCUUGUCAGAAACAAACAACCCUGACGUAGGCUCCUUUUCUUUCUUUUUUUCAAAAUUGAACUGCCAAAUUGGUCAAAACCAAAAUGUUUGGUUGACAAUCAAUCCUCAGCAUUGGACAGACAUUGACUUGUGGUUGGAUGAAAUGAUCGUCUUCAUGCCAAAUCCCGAUGUUGUCUUGACAUUAACCAGAAAGAAUGGCCGACAUUUUAUUUCGGUCGGAUUUGAAAAUUUGAUAUUUACUAAAAUCCAACUCCCAACAUUGGACAGACCUAAAAUCCCGGUAAGAAACCUAAAGUGUGUUGACGUUAAAUCCCACCAUUGGCUUGCCAUCACCCUGCUUUGUUAACGUGUGUAGAAUUUUUAGUCCAAAUGUUGAUGAAUACAAGUUCAAACUAAGCAAUAGGUGAUCAUUUACCUCAAACAUUAGGCAGACAUUGAAUUGUGGUUGGAAAUGAAAAUCAGGCUGACGCUUGACAUACUAAUUACCAACAUUUUAUAAAUGAAAUUUUGUUUCCAGUUUUACAAAGUUUGUAAAAACUCUUAACAAUGUGUAUACGUGGAGAUACGACAUUUGUAAGCUACAGUAAGAAAUAGUUGGAAAUUGAAUCCGCAUGAUUUCAAGAGCCAACAUUUGCUUGACAUCUAUAACCAACUCUGACAGACUAUGAGCUUGCUUGAAAAUUAAAAAUCAAAUAUCCAUCAAAACCCAACGUGUGCUUGACAUCAACCUCUUACAACGCAGUUCAGCAAAGCUGUUUGAUCCAUUCAAUCAAAUAUCCUUUUCUGGCCUGAGACUUAAAUCCUGUAUCAUGUUUUAAGCUAAAAGGCUAAAUUAGUUCUUUUCUUUCAACGUACAGAAAAGCUCCUAACUAUUGAUGAAACCAUUGACCUGGCUUUUUUUUUUUUGGACAGUCGUGCAGAACUUUGAACCUUAAAUAUCUCCAAUUAGCAUUCGCCUUUAAAAAUAUAUUCAAGCUGCUGCGAAAGAUCAUCAUUAAGGAAGCAAACACAAUAUCCGAUUGGUUGUCAAUGAGUAAAAGAAACUAUGUUUUGGCCAGAUUUUGUGGGAGAAUUCUCUGGAUGCUUAUCUCUAUAAGACAUCAUUUGACCUCUGCCAAUAUCUGGAAAUGUUGUGUGGUGUUAGUGCAUCACUGAAAGCAUUUGUCUUAACAAGCUACUUACAGGAAAAACAGUUGAUACUGUAUCGUCUGCAAUAAAGUUCCAGUCACACUGAGCUGUCUUCAAAUUACCAUUGGACACCAUCAUGAGUUGAUUACCAUUAGCAGCUUAAAAUGAUGAGGUUGCAACACAGAAACAACUGUUUUUUGUUUUAAGGGACGUUAAAUGAUGAUCAUUUAAACUUGUUUUGGCAGUUACCAGAAAUUGCUUCCACAUUUUAUUCCAACUGUUUCUUCAGGGCAAGUAUGCUUUAUCGGAUUGUCAAAGUGGGACUUAAGGCACCAAAGAGCCCCCCACUUCUCUUUCCACCACACAUUUUAAAGCAGUUUAAAUUACAUCAAGUGACACCGUGCUUCAUAAAGAGACCAGAGGCUGCGAAGUGAAGCCAGAAAUCUCAGCAACUUUACUAUUUAAUCAUUGAGUCUUUAUAUUUAUCAGCCACCCUAUCAACCCCUCACAGAUACAGUAUAUUAUGGUAAUCUUCUGCUAUGGGGCUGUAAAACCUGUAUUUAUUGCCCCUAUUUUGAAUAAACACUCUCAGAAAGGAAACCAGAGCCACGCCACUCCUGAUUAGAAUAUCAGAUGAAGCCUCGUAGCUCCAAGGUCACUAUAUAUAUAUAUAUAUAUAUAUAUAUAUAUAUAUAUAUAUAAAGCAUUUCAGUAGUUAUGGAGAGAAGAACGGCAGAUGGAGCGCCCUUUUAAAUUUAUAUGGUUAUCACAGCCUCAGUACUGCAUACUAUUACCUCUUUACAACCUUUUUACAGAGUUGUAGCCGUGCAGUAUUUUGCAUCCGACUUGAAAUGUCAUCUUGACCUUGUGUAGAAUGAGAAAAUGUGACACUGAUGAGGUACUGAGGCCAACAAAAAAACACAUGCAGGCCAUCCAGGUACUUCGUCAUUGUUGCUUCAGUAUUUACAUUGUGACAGUCAGGACGUGUAAUUAUAUUUAGGACGCCAUAAAUGCCAAUAAUGCAAAACAGAUGUCAAGAUUUGGUUCAGAAAUGGGGAAAAAAUAGAAAGAUUUGAAGGGGAAUAUGGAAUCGUUUUUACUCCAUCGAAUUGUUUCACGUCCUUUUCAUUCUCUCAUAUUAACCACCGCCUGUACCAGGUCGACUUCAUUUAAAGGCAUCACAUCAUGGAAAACCUCUCUUACAGUAUUUUGUUUAUUAUAAUUUUAUUAUAAGAUGAAAACAUGGAGAAAGUAUAACAGCUGUGUGUAUGUUGAGGGGGGAUUGUUUUUUGUUUUUUUUACAGAAUAUAUAGUUACAUGAGGUCAUAACAUCAACCUCUGUGUUGUUUUAUGUCAACUUUCUUAUAUAAAGAUAUUAUUUCAAUGAAUUAUUUUAUGUUUGUAUCACAGGUGGAGGAAAUGACUUCAGUUAGAAGUGUUUCAGAUUUUAUAUGGUGUGUUUCAUUUGAUUAAUCAGAGCUGCUUGAAAAAAUAUACAUGUGUUUCUGUGGCAUACACGACUCCUCAGCCAGGCCACAAAUAGUCAAAAACUCUGUCUCAACUAGGCCAAACCAGGCUAGAAGCAGGCCAGACACUGCUGCACACUGCUCUGUUCCAUGCUGUGCUGUGCCGUGCCAUCCCGGCCAACACUGACUCAAGUGGCUCGAUGUCCAUUUUUACCUUUUGCAGUGUUCAGUGAGUGCCAAAAGACUGUGCGGGAAAAAAAAAAAACUAACUGAGCAGACAAACUAAAUGCAGCAGUCGUUUGUGUUAAUGGGGUUUAUGUGGCUGUAUGCUUGAGGGUGAUACUGUGUGUUGGUGUGUCCGAGUGUGCGUGUGCUAUACCCGCUUCUGUCUCACAUACAGUGUGUGCUGUGGACAUGCAUGUGUGUGUUUACAUGUGUGUUUGCAGCCUGUGACACCAGUUUUAUUCAUACCAUCAGAAAUGUGUUGAGCCUGCUGACUGUAGAGAUUAGGGGUUUGACUGAUCGGGAAAUGUUGAUUAGAUCAGAGUUUUGUUGGGUGUCGUCUGCUGGUAUGAUGGAGUUUCCUCCUGACCACAGGUACACAGUCUUCAACAGGGAUGCAUGAGGUCAACAUCGGUAUCGACCAAUAUUGGCCCUGUUGACAGACAUCGGCACUUUGGUGCAUAAUGUGGCAUGAACCGAUGUUUAUUUGUUGUGCCAAAUCAAUUAAAAGCUGCCAUCUAGUCAACCUAACUACUGAUGCAGAGAAUAGUUUUUUCAUUGGAUAGAUGAAGUCACCAGUUGAACAAACUCUGACAUUGGUAUCGGCUAAAUGAAAUCAAAAUGGUACCAUUGUAACCAUGUGUCCUACUUUCAAUUAAAUACCCUCGACAUUUAUCUUUUCAGCGUUAGUUGCAGAGCCAGUCUGUAAUAUACAGUGACUCGUAUAUUGCUAGAGCUUAUUAAGAACUAGACAAAAACACAUCACGGCUUUGUGGUUAUAGGAUUGAGGAUAGUUGCGUCAUCAUUCUGUGCUGGCCAACAAGAGGACUUACAAUGUCUCUGAAAUCAAAGACAAACAGUGUGGAAUAAAUCACUGCAGCUUAAUGAUUUCUUUUAUUUCACCUUUUUGGAAAUCGCUGUUACAUUAGCGUAUUUCCUCAAUCAUUGGAGAGCGUUUUUUUUAUUCCUUCUAGCAGCUGAUAGUAUACUGCUGUGCAACUUACAAGGACACAAACUAAUCAAAAUAACCCAGACUCAGAAACAAAGAUUAGCCAAAAUAACCUCGAUGUCACACUGGAUGAUGAAGUGGAUAAUUAGGCUUUUGAACAGACACACAAUCUUUUCUUGGCAGCCUCUUUGGUGCCCCUAGUGGAUACAUAGGCUACUUUUUACCAUUAACUGUAUAUAAAGAUGGAUAGUGUGCCUCCAUGUCCUCCGAUUGAACCAAAGUGAAGCCAAAACACCCCGCAAUGGACUCUGACAUAUUGCACAUUUGAAGCUUGAGUCUGCAGUGUAAGGAUCAGCUAGAUGGGCUACUGUGUUAAAUCCUGCCAUGCAUUCGUCCACUGAGCUGUCAAUCAUGGCAUUUUGCCCCCUUUUUAAAAGCAUCAAAUAACUUAUUUUAGCCCGAGUGUUCGACUGUCUGAGUUUAGUUUUAAUAAGAAAUAUAAAAAAGUAACUACAAAGACAGAAACUAAGUUUUAGAGAAAUGAGUUGGACCUUUGUCACAUCUGUUAACAUGGAGGAGGCGGAGCUUAGGGCCUAUUCUGCAGCCAGUCAAUAGGGGGAGCUCAAAAUGUUUUGGCUUCACUUUCAGGGAGCUACUGUGCCGUCUAUCUUUUUAUACAGUCUGUAUUUAGUAUGUUAAUGCACUUGAGGUUACCGCCACUUAACACAAAUCAACCAGGAUUUAAACGAGUUGUGGAUUAUCACUUUAAGAUGCCUUAAGGAGCCUCAAACCAUAACGCAAAUUUGUCUAGAUUUGAAUGUCAAGUGGAUCUUUAAGAAAGCAGGAAUCGAUCUAUAUUUACUUUUUUUUUUUUUUAAACUGAAAGAUAGUAAAUAUUUUCAACAAAGAAACCAUGUCAGUCAAACCCCAAUACAGAGCAGGACAGCUGGUAGGACAGAGUGAAGGAUACAUUGUGUGGCCUUAGGGUACAAGGAAGGAGACAAGUUUGUCCUCUUACUCCUCCUCCAGCUGCUGAGGCUGUCUGCUCGCUGAAACAGCUGCACGAGUGGACAGGAUGAAUUGUUAUUCGGCUCUGUGUCAUUUAGCAUAUGCAGACACUGAUAAAUACAGCGAGGGAGAUUCCAUAUAUCUCUUGAGAGAGUCUGAAGUGGAGGUGUGCAUGCAGGUGAGAGAGGGACGGUGUGGGUGUUCAGAUACGCAGAUAUCCUCCAUACUUCUUUACUUUUGAACCACAGUGUGUAUUCUGUUCAUAUUGGUUGUGUGCUUCAUUUUAUCCCUCUUAAUCAAGAAAAAAAAACCUGUACAAAACAAGAUAUUAUCAAAAUGUUGCUUUAUUUUCAUGUUACUCUGUUUGGAUUCUGUUUCUUUUUUUUUUUCUUUCAAAAUGUAUGUAAUUAUUUUUUCACAGUAUUACAAAAAAAAUAAAAGAAGACACGGCUUUCAUAAGAACAGCA